Molecule: messenger RNA, 978 nt
Organism: Symbiodinium necroappetens
Lineage: Eukaryota; Dinophyceae; Suessiales; Symbiodiniaceae
Source: the annotation of a GenBank genome assembly
AUGGCUUUCCACAGUGGCGACGCCCUGCCCGAUCUUGGCGGCAUCAAGCAGGAGUUGGCAAUGAUUCGCCGACAGCUGUCUUCCAUCUUGGACGUCCAGCAUGAACUGCAGUCAGUACUACAUCAGGUUGGGAGCGACGUCUCCAACUUCCUAGUCAGCCAUCAUGGUCAUAGUCGCGACGGAAAGGCAAAAGCCGUCCGGCCCAAAGGCGGCCUCCGGCAUGGUCCGACAAUGACUCACGGCGUGAGCAGUGCUGUCGAGCAAGAAGGCGUCGAGGACGAGGUAGAUGAUCGAGAGUCCGUCGAGGAUGCAGAGGAGAACACGAAGCCCAGUUUUGGGUUGUUCUCCUUGAAACAAGUGCACGACAGAAUGAACGUCAGACAAUCCAUCCUGGUGAAGGAUGGUGAGGAGGCUGUGACGUGGUCUCCUGAAGAUGAGAUGAGACACAAUCUGAAGAUCAUGUUCGAGAAAGCCGAGAUGGUCAUGCAGCAGGAGCUCAAGCUCAAGAUGGCCAAAAGAGACCGAUUUCGAUAUUGGUAUGAUCAGAUGUGGCAGAUUUGGAAAUCGAAUGAACGCUUCUCUAUGGCGUUGGACGUGUUCGUGAGCAUCACCAUUUGCCUCAAUGCGGCAUUCCUUGGCGUGAGCAUGGACUGGUCUGAUGGAACAUUACCAUGGAUCGUUGCCAACCUGGUGUUUUCCACCAUCUUCCUUCUUGAAAUUGUGUUUAAGGUCUACAUGAAUGGAUUUCGUGGACAUUUCUGCACCGGCACGCCAUGGAUGAAUUGCUUCGACAGCUUUAUCAUUCUGGUUGACUUCGUGCAGGUGUGGAUGGAGCUAACGAUGGGCUCGGCCAUGAUGGAAGACACACCAUCCGCCUCGCUGUUCCGAAUGAUUCGUCUCCUCCGUCUUACGCGUAUCUUGCGAGCAGCUGGGCAAAGAAGGCUUUGCUCAAGUUUUCGUCUUGGCAGGUCAAGGUAA